Bathycoccus prasinos is the source of this 309-nucleotide messenger RNA. RefSeq lists its product with no specific name. The transcript has a single exon. The record is from RefSeq and is a predicted model, not a curated record. NCBI's taxonomy places the organism in Eukaryota, Viridiplantae, Chlorophyta, Mamiellophyceae, Mamiellales, Bathycoccaceae. Bases 1 to 309 code for a protein of 102 amino acids.
AUGUAUAUUCAUAUAUUUCUUUCUGUUUUCAUUUUUCGUCGGUGUACCUUAUCACUCACCUUUAUCGCUCUCAUCUUCACCCAACCAACUCAUCGUAAUACUCAUCGAAAACAGUGCGUCAAAGCGUGUUUAGAUCUCGCGCCAAAAUCUGACGACUAUUGCAACGAGACGUGCUCGGACGAGUGUAAAGCGAUGAAAGAGGACGGGGACGAAGGGAACACGGCGUUUUCCGCACCAGAGCCAGACGAGGGAUUGCAAGGGAAAAUCAACAACGUCCUCGAUAAAGGCGCGGUAUUCUUCGUCCGAUAA